Drosophila pseudoobscura is the source of this 2907-nucleotide messenger RNA. RefSeq lists its product as uncharacterized. The transcript is spliced from 2 exons. The record is from RefSeq and is a predicted model, not a curated record. The coding region runs from base 563 to 1735 and encodes 390 amino acids. NCBI's taxonomy places the organism in Eukaryota, Metazoa, Arthropoda, Insecta, Diptera, Drosophilidae.
CAAGGCUGUUAGUUCGCCUCGUGCCGUUGAACGUGCAACAGGGCAACAGGGCAACGAUGCAGAAAAGUGAAACUAUUAAGCCCAGUCAGAGUCAGAGUACCAUCAUCAGCAAACAAGUGAGGCAUUGUUUUUGUAAUUAAAAUGGCAACGCUUCAAUGGCCAAGGCGGCAGCACGUGGAGCACACUGCAUGAAGCAUCGAACUGUCAAGCAAGACCUGUACUCCAAUGGGAGGUGGCAAGUUCUCUCCAUUUAAUCGUGUUACGCCUGAAAGAUUAUGUGUGAGUAAGUGUGUGGUAAAAGUCUUUCUUGAAUGUGAAAAUCUUGAAUCGACUAAGUAGGCGAUCAUUUGAGCGCUUGACCACAAGCCAAAAGCCACAGCCGGAGUCCCAGCCACUUUUGGGGAAAGGCCGUAAAAUCACUCGACUAAAACGUCCAUAAAAUGUCGAAUGGCUUGUAGAAUUUGGCCUGCAAAGAUCUGGAAACGUGAAGGCCCUCAGUUCGAUUGUAGGCGGCGUCCGGAGUGCGUGUGUGAAAAGAGCAACAGGACUCAAAAACCCAGAGAUGUGGCAUUAUCGAGCAGUGUUUGUGCUCGGCAUUUAUAUGCUCGUAACAAUAAACGCGUCGACAAGUAGCAACAGCAACAAUCACUUUAAUGACGGCACUUCCGGCAUCCUUACGGCUCGAAACGGGAAACUACAGUUGGAGCUGAAUGCGUGGCAGCCAUUCACCCAGCACAACAAUUGGCUUAUCCUGCAGGCAACGGCACCCAGCUCAGUGCAGCCGGAAAGAGUGAGUGCCCCCAGAAUUUUGCCACAGCAGCAGCAACAGCAGCAGCAGCAAGAGGAGAAGCAGCAGCAGAAGCAGCACCAACGACUUCCUGUCAAUUACUACGCCUACAAUCAUCGGUAUAAUCAGAGUGCGAGGAGUGGCAUUCCACCUUCGGCGGGCGGAAAUUACAAACAGGUUCGGGCACAGGCAGCACCAGCGACAACUCUAAGCGAUCCCGCCAGAUAUGUCCUGGCCAUAAGCCAAUCCAUGCGACGCGGGGGUGAACUUCGACAUCAGCUGCCAGCUGCUGCGGAGGAGGAAGCCGAGCCGGAUGUGCGCAAUGCGGCGGCCUCAACUUUAACUAACUCCCAAGCCCACGAAGCCGAUGCUGAUGAUGAUGAAGAUGUGAAAGAUACCGAUGCCAUUAAACACAUUGAGAAGCCAACACUUCUGGGAAUCCAAUCCUACUUAGGGCCUUUCCAGCAUGCUCUGGUGAAAGUGCGUAAUUUUUGCGACUCUGUGGGUACUCUUCUCAGCGACAUAGAUGAGGAGCAGCAGGAUGAGACGCUGCAGUUCCUGGCAGAUGAGACAAGUUCAAAUAAAUUGGCGGCCACCACAAGAACCAUCACCUCCACAGCCAAAAUAUUGACUUCAAAAGAGGCGGAUACAGAUACAGUCCAAGGCCGUUACAGUCACCGUGUGGCAUUGGACGCCUCAGAGGGCCGCAAGCUAAAAAAGUUGAAAAAGAAAAUCCAAAAGCUGCUGCUGCCACUUCUGAUUGCUUACAAACUGAAGUUCCUCACCCUCAUACCCGUUCUCAUUGGCGGCCUCACGCUACUCGUGGGCACCACGGGCCUGGCCGGCUUCUUCUUUGCUCUCUUUACGGCCGUAAUGAGCCUGAAGACCACAGGUGGCGGUGGCGGCCAUGGCUAUGGCAGCAAAGCAAUAGUCUUAAAGAAAAUCUGAUCUGAAGGCAACGUUUUCUACGAAUUAAGAUUUAGCUAUUGAUUUAGGCUAGUUAGCAGCACUCGGCACUCCCAUCCCCUUAUCACAAUCAAAACCCAUCGAAGCUCGAGCAUUGAUUGGUCUGCUCUGGCGGUGGGCUAUAAAAAAGACGAGGCGGAGACUUCCGCACUGUCAAGUGAAAUAAAACUACCAGAAAUAAUAUAUGACAAAAGAAACAGGAAAAGUCUUAGUCGCAAUCGAAAUAAAACUUCCCUCAGCUGGAAUCAACAAUUUGAAACACUCUUUUUUAGGGAAUUUACUUAUUUAUGCUAUAUCCCAGUGCUGCAGGUUUGAACACUACUUUAGACGUAUACCCACGUUGCUACAGUGCGUGUGUGCGGUUAUACCAGCAACCGGAUGCAAAAUAAAAGUACUGCUAACAUCCAACUAACGAUAAAUUCCGUUGAACAGCUGCCAAAACCCCAUCCAGAGCCACAGCCAGAGACCCAAAGUUUGGGCAUGAAAAGUGACGACAGCAAAGAGCGUUAACGUUAAAGUUGACGGUUGACGGUUGACGUUGACUACGAUUAGUUCCGUGGCACGCGUGUGCAUAUGAAUGCGUGUUUGGACACCAUGUGAAUAUAUAGCAUCCCAGACGUGAAGCAGUAUAUAAUACUAUAUAUUGUAACAGUUACAGAUACUCGAACCACCCAGUGGUUGAGGCUACAUUCGCAUUCGUUCAAGCCAAGAUAAGUUCAUUUGUCUCGUCUGGUUUCGGUCUCUUUCAGCCCAAAAAUCCUAAUUCAGUUGGGUCGUUAUUUAAUUUCCGUUAGCACUGCUGCAAUCACAUUUGCCUGAUGUAAUUCCAAGAAGUAUAUUUUGUUGCUGGAAUUUAAUUAAGCGGAUUUAUACAUAAACAAACACACGAGAUGGUUUCAUUUUACCGGAAAUUUACAUAAGCCCGUGUCGAGCUCAUGAAAAACCUUUAAUUUGAAGUUGAUAUUUGUUCACGACUAUUCAUGGAAAUGCGAAAAUAAUAAAUGCAAUUAUUAAUGAAAUUGCCAUCGGUUCUGUCUGCUCCUUAAAAUAACAAUUAAUUGGUAAUUAAUAAUACAUAUUACCAAACCCCAGACCUGAUUGCAGGUCAGAGAUACUUUCUAGCAAGUAAGUCAAUUUAAACAACAUAAAACCAU